AUGGAUAAUUUCUUAACCAACGUGCCUUUUACUACUUCUGGUGCAUUGGUAGAUAUAGUUGAUAAAAAGAUUUUAGUUUCAUUAAGAGAUGGGAGAUCGUUAAUAGGUGUACUAAGAUCAUACGACCAAUUCGCUAAUUUAGUUUUACAAGAUGCGAUUGAAAGGAUACAUGUAGGUGUAGGAGUAGGCAAGGAUGAAGAACGUAAAACAGGUCAGUAUGCAGAUAUUUGGAGAGGUAUUUAUUUAGUUAGAGGUGAGAAUGUAGUCCUUUUAGGUGAAAUCGAUUUAGAUAGAGAAGAUGAAGUGAUUGAAAGAUGUGAACAAUUACCUAUUGAAGAAGUUAUAAAUUUACAAAAAUCAGAACAAGUAACAAGACUAGAAAUGAUUAAAUCAAAAGAAAAGAUUUUGUUUGAUCAUUGUGGAUUUGGUAAAGAAGGUGAUGAAGGUGAUCGAUAUUGA
This is a messenger RNA of Melampsora larici-populina 98AG31, 459 nucleotides long. RefSeq lists its product as uncharacterized. Gene Ontology annotation, molecular function: RNA cap binding. The transcript is spliced from 4 exons. The record is from RefSeq and is a predicted model, not a curated record. Gene Ontology annotation, biological process: deadenylation-dependent decapping of nuclear-transcribed mRNA. Gene Ontology annotation, cellular component: Lsm1-7-Pat1 complex; P-body. The coding region runs from base 1 to 459 and encodes 152 amino acids. Lineage: Eukaryota; Fungi; Basidiomycota; Pucciniomycetes; Pucciniales; Melampsoraceae.